AUGUCUGCACCUGAACUCACCGAAAUCAGAUCACCUUUAGAUCAAGAGAAGUUGAAGAAGUUCCUUGAAACUGUAUCCCCAUCGUCUAAGAUUCAUAUUGGACACAAUGCUUGUAUCCCACAAAAUUUCAAGCAAAUUCAACAGUUUACUUUUGGUCAAUCAAACCCUACGUAUCUAAUCACCGACACCAAUGGAAAACGAUUUGUUUUGAGAAGAAAGCCUUCCCCAAAUUCAAAGUUGAUUUCCAAACUGGCUCAUGCAGUGGAAAGAGAAUUUUUCAUCUUAAAUGCAAUCAAUAUCUUGAAUUCUGGUUCAGAACAUAUUGUUCCAGUUCCAAAAGUUCAUGUUUUAUGUGAAGAUGAAUCUGCCAUUGGAUAUGUCUUCUAUAUAAUGGACUACGUGAAUGGUAUUCAAAUUAAGAACCCAAGUAUGCCAGAAAUUCCAGCGAAAGACCAGAAAUAUUACUGGGACUCUAUUAUCAAGACAAUUGCCGCUAUCCAUUUAUUGGAUGCAGAGAAAUUAAUAUCGUUGUUGCCUCCAUUGCAUUUCCCCCAAUUCCAAGAUGUUGCCAAAUUAAAGACUACAUCGUAUUUUGCUCGUCAAGUCAAGACCUUAAAUAACAUUCACAAAUUGCAGAGUCAACAUGUUCCACCAAUUCCCAACUUUGACACCAUCACUUCAUGGUUGUUGAAAAACGCACCACAAGAUCCAGAUAAAUUGACCUUGAUUCAUGGAGAUUUGAAAAUUGACAAUAUUUUGUUUGACCCAGCCACAAAAACUGUAUGUGGGGUUUUAGAUUGGGAAUUGACUACAAUUGGGAACCCGCUUUUUGAUUUGGCAAACUUUUUACAAGCAUUUGAGUUUCCAAACAAGUUGAACCUCAUGUUGUAUUAUCCACAGAAAACACAAAUGGGUCGUGAAAACGAGGGUUCUGUCAAGUUUUUACAUGAAAAGUUACAACAAUACCAGACUUUAGUCACUUGGUCCAAGAAGAACCCAAGAAAUAAUCCAACUGAUUUAUGGGAAAUCGGUCACACUUUUGGUUUGAUCCGUCUCUGUGUUAUUAGUCAAGGUAUUGCUAUGAGAGUCAAACAAGGUAACUCUUCCAAUGCCUCCAGUGCUAAAGGAUAUGCCGCGAUGUACCCAUAUUUGAGCGAGCUUGCCAUGGGAUACGUCACUAAAACGAAAAAGUCUUCUUCUUUGUAG
Candida tropicalis MYA-3404 is the source of this 1206-nucleotide messenger RNA. RefSeq lists its product as uncharacterized. Gene Ontology annotation, biological process: protein phosphorylation. The record is from RefSeq and is a predicted model, not a curated record. Lineage: Eukaryota; Fungi; Ascomycota; Pichiomycetes; Serinales; Debaryomycetaceae. The transcript has a single exon. Bases 1 to 1206 code for a protein of 401 amino acids. Gene Ontology annotation, molecular function: protein kinase activity; ATP binding.